Molecule: messenger RNA, 3186 nt
Organism: Bursaphelenchus xylophilus (pine wood nematode)
Lineage: Eukaryota; Metazoa; Nematoda; Chromadorea; Rhabditida; Aphelenchoididae
Source: the annotation of a GenBank genome assembly
AUGGAAUAUGAGUAUUGGGAGGAUGACUAUGGACAAUGCCCUUCCAGUCAUUCCUUCGAGGAGGAUGACGAAGAAGUCAGUUCCACACAGCUGUUACUCAAACAAAUGAUGCCUCGAGAAGAAUCCUAUCAGCAUCAGAUUAUCAAAAACCAUCAUCAACACCAGCUCCGUUACAUGAGAAUGUCCCGGUAAGUGAGGGAAUGGGGAGCGAGAGUCUGGUCGCGCUUUUUCUCUUAAACCAAAACUGAUCCUUUUUCGAAGGGUCUCUUCGUGAAGCCGAUCAACCAACCUCACAUUCAAUUGGCUUCCGAUUUGUGACCUUCCAAUGGUCAAAUAAUAAAUUAACUUUACUUUCGGAACGAUGCUCGACUUUCCCUGCAGGCGUUUUGGAGUUUUAAUUAAAUGGAAUCGUUUCGAAUCAGUGUCUUGCUAAUAUUUUGAGUCUAUUAGAUGCCCGUUCCAAUCAAAACACCGUUCUUUUUCUCUCUAGUUUCCCGUUGUUUGAAUAAGUCUCAUAAAAAUUGACGUCAUUUCGUUGUUUUAAAGAUUACAUUGUCAUCUGAGUGGUCUAAUUGAUGUGAAUUGGAGUCCAGAGUCCAGUUACUUUACAGGUUUACAAUAUCAAAUACAAUCUGUUUUUGUUUGGAAUUCGAGCGCUGAGGAAACAAAAAAACGGAAAAGCCAUUUGUGAAGCGGAAUUCCAUGGUAUUUAUUAUCAGUUAGCGCUUAAAACCUUAAUGAAUCGGUCUCUAGCCCUUUUUCACGCUAAUUGGAACACACCCUUGUUUGGUCGUCAUCAUUAGGAAGAUUAUACAAAUUGUUGAUCCCAGAUUUUUCAGAAUGACAGCUCCGCCUUCCUAUUACAUCAAGGAAAAGGCAGUUGUGUCGAGUAGCGAGGCCACCUGUGCUGUGUGUGGGGAUGGCCCAGCUAAGGCCCAUUAUGGAGUCUUGGCUUGUUAUGGUAUGCUUUCUGAUUUUUGAAUUGUUCUGGAUGAUAAUAUGUUUAAGCUGAGCAGUCAUUGACAAAGCAUUAGAAAUCACAUUUCAAGUUAAAAUUUGCAUUUAAUCCUCUUAAAUCAUUUUAAUUCCAGGAUGCAAGGGGUUCUUUCGGAGGACUUUAACGGGCAAAUAUCGAUAUGUUUGUAGAUUUGGAAACAAUUGUGUGGUCGAUAAAGGUGAGAAAUUGACUUUACUUCGUAAUUUAUUCGAAGCUUGACUUUAUCUUUAAUUUAUUCCAGUACAAAGGAAUAGCUGCCGUUAUUGUCGUUUCCAACGAUGCCUCGAGGUGGGGAUGGACCCUCAGGCAGUGCGGCCGGACCGAGAUCUGACUGGGAAACAGAAAGUGCCUCGGGCAAGGAAACGGCAGAUGGAUGAGGAGUUGAUUAAUCACAUGGUAUGACUGUUUCUCCCAAAUUUGUUUCUAGUUUAUGAAUAAUUACAACAUUUAACCGGCUUCAGAUGCGUUUACAAGGCGAUGAUUGGUCCCGGAAGAUACCCGUGGAGGCCAAAGUCUUGUUGAUGCAGUUACUCAACAUCGAGUCCAACGUUGUGAAGGGCGACGUGCUCUCUCCCAACUCUGCUAAUUACUAUGAAAAGUUGAAUUCGAGCAGUGUUAGCCUAAGGGAAUUGUUCGAAAAGAAGCCCGCCUGCACGACGAGACGAACUGAGGUAAUUUUUCAGGGAUUAUCUGCAAUGUUACGUGAAGAGUUCGAUCACAAGAUAACAUUAUCAGCACUGAUAACAUUUUCUGAUCUUUACGAAACCAAAUGCCAACCUUUUUAUUGUUAGAUCAUCGUAAUUAUACAUUUUUGCUGUCAAAAAAAAAGUAAAGUUGAUAUUGGGAGAACCAUCGCAUAGUAGAUUGGAACAUAAAAGUAUACAGUGGGCUCAUAAACAAAAAAUGUAUACAACAUCAUUCCAGAUGUGCUAUGAGCCUUAUCGAAUGGCCAGGGCAGAUGAAUUACCCAUGAUUGCACAUCGAGGUGCAAUUGCUGCAGUAGAUUGGGUGGAGAGUCUGGUUGAGAUGACUGAACUCAUAGAUACCGAGGACAAGAUCGCCUUGGUCAAGUCUUGUUACGCCCCGCUCACAAUAUUCAACUUUUCGGCAAGGACAGCACAAAACACAGAUAACCCGGACAUCUUAUGUUUAUGUUUCUACUCUUAUGUCCCCCGCAAAUUACCCCCUGAAUUCAAUGCAAACAAGUGAGUGAUUCAACAUAUUAUUCAUUAUGACUCAUUACAGUCAUCUCUCAAAUAAUCUGGUGGAUCGAACCCUCAAUGAAUUAGUGGGUCCCUUAAGGAAAUUGAAGUUGAGGGAAGAAGAAGUGAUCCCUCUCAAGGCAAUUAUAUGUCUAAAUCCAAGUAAGUACUGUUCAUAUGACGGUCAUCUUCUGUAGAUGCCAAAGGACUUUCCCCAGAAGCACAGCACCAUGUGGCUGAUUUGAGAGACAAGAUCCAGGACAUGUUAUUCCAAGUUGUUAAAGAGUUACAUCCCGUUUACAAUGCCUCAUCGAGGUUCGGGAAUCUGUUGUUACUACUUCCAACGAUCACAGUAAGACAUUACAUUACAGAUAACCCCAGUUAUUUUUUACAAUCUUAAUUGCCUUUUCCAGACUCUCUCCGCAAUCAUGUGUGAAAAUAUGCAAUUCUGUCAGACAGUAUUCGGUAAUCGACCUCCCAGUGAAUCCCUUCUCAACGAAUUAUUCCAAGACUCCAAGAACGACGAACCUCUCAUCACCUCCACUCAAACCUCAUCAUCUCCUUUAUUCGAGAAUCCAGCAGAUAUUAGUCUACAGGUAAGGUCAAAUUAAGUGUAAUAAUCGUAGCCUUAAGGCUCUUGAUACCUUUGCCAAGGCUACAAAUGGAAGCCAUUUGUCUCGAUCGGAUGGAAGCACCCAAACAGAAUCCAGCGACGAUUGUAGUUCUCCAUUAACGAGCUGGUCGAGUCGAUCGAUGACUGCUGACUUUUCUCCAUCUGAACAUCAAGUAAGUGCCUUUAAUAAAGUUAGUUGUCUGUCGUUCAUAUCUCUAGAUCAUUCUAAUGUUUAGGCUCAAAUAGAUCAGAUGGACAUCAGCUCCUUCAGUGGCCUUCUUGAAGAUGAUCUCACGGACUCCUCUUUCCCUUCAGAUGCCGUUAAUUUGUUCGAAUCGGCAGGCUGUUCGGAUUUGUAUGGUCUGACUCAAUAA